Penicillium waksmanii is the source of this 915-nucleotide messenger RNA. RefSeq names its product tRNA splicing endonuclease subunit SEN34. Gene Ontology annotation, molecular function: tRNA-intron lyase activity; nucleic acid binding. The transcript has a single exon. The coding region runs from base 1 to 915 and encodes 304 amino acids. The record is from RefSeq and is a predicted model, not a curated record. Gene Ontology annotation, biological process: tRNA splicing, via endonucleolytic cleavage and ligation; tRNA-type intron splice site recognition and cleavage. NCBI's taxonomy places the organism in Eukaryota, Fungi, Ascomycota, Eurotiomycetes, Eurotiales, Aspergillaceae. Gene Ontology annotation, cellular component: tRNA-intron endonuclease complex.
AUGGGGACCCCUACCAUUCCAAUUCCGAUCUCAUACGUAUCUGGCAGAUACCUGCUCUUCUCCAUUGAUGCCGUCACAUACCUGCGACGCGAGCACCACAUCUGCGGCGUGUUGAUCGGGACUCUCCCACAAAUACCACAGCAGAAUGUGUUCCUGGGUCUGCCGUUGGAACUGAUGCCCGAGGAGGCGCGGCUUUUGGUGGACAAGGGUGUAGCUUGCAUCGUAGACGAAACAAAGGCACACGAUAGCAUGAAAUCUCUCCUCGAGGAAGACCGCCGCCAGUACCUACGCGAACUAGACUCCCAGGGCCUUAACGCCUCCCGCAAACUGUCGGACCGCAAGGGCCAGCAACGGGAACAAGUGUUGAAGAAACUAGAUGAGAAGGCCAAGGCUAAAGCGAUCAAGGCCUUGGAGAAUGAGGGUGAAGCAGAUACCCCGCCCACGCCCACGCCCACGCCCUCGGUGCUCGGUGAAGAGCGGUCGAGCAGCAGGUCCUCCAACCGCACAUCUGGUCAUACAAUGGCCAUGGGCGUCACCCCAACAACUUCCUAUCCUCCAUUAGCCCAACCGACCUCAUCACAACAUCUCCCGCCACCUAAUGUACCUCUCUCCUACCCGCUCUUCGCCCAUCUGUCCUCGCGCGGCUACUUCCUCUCCCCUGGUCUGCGAUUCGGUUGCCAAUAUGUGGCGUACCCCGGUGAUCCGUUACGAUUCCACGCGCACUUCCUCUGUGUGUCCGCAGAGUGGGAUGAAGAGAUUGACUUGAUGGCCAUCGUCAAUGGAGGCAGACUGGGCACUGGUGUGAAGAAGGGCUUCCUUUUGGGCGGACCAGAAAAGCCCCGGGCUGAAGCUGAAAGUGAAGCUGAACGAGUGGAAAAUGUGCGCACAUUCAGUAUUGAGUGGGCAGGCAUGUGA